GUAAAUAAUAUCAAUUACAACAACACCGAGUAACAAGAUAUCACCAACAACAACAACAGUAACGGAAAAUUGUCAAUAAAUAAGCAGCGCAGCAGCCGCAUUCAUUCAUACAGCAUUUACUCAGUGAAAAAGAUUAAAUGGCCGCAACACAACAAAAUCAUCGGAAUGGUCCGGUUGCCGAUGAACCAGCAGCCUCCGACAGUUUGGUAGCCAAGUCGAAUAAUCAUCAACAGGACAACAAGGACCAGCAAUUCGAAGAUGUGGACAAUUCAACGGCAGCAGUUGUUGUACCACCGGACAGUGGCUGGGCUUGGGUUGUUAUGGUGGCCUCCUUCCUCUGCUGUACCAUCAUUGAUGGUAUUGUCUUCUGUUCCGGCUUCAUCCAAGACGACCUGAUAAAGGAGUUUAAUGUGAGCAAAUUCUACGUCUCCUUUGUGUCGUCGCUGCUGAGUGGUUGCUAUCUGAUGGCUGGUCCAUUUGUAAGUGCAAUGGCCAAUCGUUUUGGUUUCCGUCCCGUAACAAUCGCUGGUGCUCUCUUUGCAGCCGUCUGCUUUGUGGCCUCCAGUUAUGUCCAAAGCAUUGAAUUGUUGAUGUUCGUCUAUGGUGUCCUGGGUGGCAUUGGGUUCUGUAUGGUCUACAUACCUGCCGUUGUCAUCAUUGGUUUCUAUUUCGAGAAAUGGAGAGCCUUGGCCACUGGUAUUGCCAUGUGUGGUUCCGGUGUCGGCACCUUCGUCUUUGCCCCUCUCUCCAGCUACUUGCUGAAGAACUACGACUGGAGAACUAUGUUACAAGUCCAAGGUCUAAUCAUUGUGGCCUGUGCCAUCAUUGGCAUUGCCUUCCGUCCCAUCCAACCGCUCACCUUGGCCGUCACCGACAACGGUGUCGAAGAGGACAACAAAAACAAGGCCAAUGGCCAUGGCAACUCUGUGGCACCCAAACCCCAAUUUGCCACCACCGCCUUCAGCAAACCCCUGCCCGAGGGUCGCUUCGCCUAUUCCAUGCCCAACUCUGCCCACAACACCUACAUGGGUGCCUCACCCAAACAUCACUAUCCCACCGCAGCCGAAGUCUUCAAGGGUGCCAAUUUGGAACGCCGUCUGUCAGGUGCCUCCGGCGGCAAGGGUACUGAGCUGAAGAACAUGCGCAAAUCGCAACCCACCACACCCAACGGCGAACCCCAACAAAUGACCUUCAAUCUGCACAAGGAGCUCACCACCGUCGGCGAAAAUGAAGAAGACACCGAAAAUGAGAAUUUGUUGGUCACCGAAGCCAAACCCACAAUUGUCCAAGGCCGCCGCCACACAGUUUCCGGCAGACGUCCCCAAAACAUUGGCAGUCGCAGCAAUGUCGGUUCCCAGGAUGGUGUCAACACCACUGUCACCCGCCCUAUGUAUCGUGAUGAUGCUUUCUUCACCGGUUCCCUGACACGCAUCCCUCAAUAUCAAUCCCAAUCCUCGUUGGCCUAUCACAUGUCCGUCACCCGUCUGCCCACCAAACAAGAUCAAUUGGAAGAGCGUGAAAGUGGUUGCCAUCUCUGCCCUGAAGCUGUACGCCGUACCCUCUCCACAAUGUUGGAUGUUACUCUGCUAAAAUCGCCAUCUUUCAUGUGUUUGGCAUUCUCCGGUUUCCUUACCAUGAUGGGUUUCUUUGUACCCUUCACUUUCCUGAAGCCACGUGCCGUUGAAGGUGGUAUGGAUGAUAGUGCCGCUUUGCAAGUGGUCUCCGCCAUUGGUUAUUUCAAUACAAUUGCUAGGAUAUUCUGUGGUUCGAUCACAUCCUUCCCCAGUGUCAAGCCAUUGUGGUUGAACAACAUCGCCAUCACAGCUGGUGGUAUUGCUACCAUUUGCAGUGGUUUCUACAUUUCCACCGGUACCCAAUGGACAUUUGCUGUGUUGUUCGGUUUCUGUAUUGCCUGCUUCUCGGCGUUGAGAUCAUUGAUUGCCGUCGAAAUGAUUGGUUUGGAAAAGUUGACGAAUGCCUUCGGUUUCCUUAUGUUGUUCCAGGGUAUUGCUGCAACAAUUGGUAGCCCUAUUGCAGGUGCCCUCUACGAUGCCACUAAGGAUUACAAUGCCUGUUUCUAUUUUGCUGGUGGUCUCAUCCUGCUAUCGGCCUUCCUGUGCUAUCCAUUGCCCGCGGUGGCCAGAUGGGAGAAUAAACGUAACGAAAAGAAGAAUGCACUGCCUCAAGCUUAAUGAUC
Molecule: messenger RNA, 2197 nt
Organism: Musca vetustissima
Lineage: Eukaryota; Metazoa; Arthropoda; Insecta; Diptera; Muscidae
Exons: 3
Coding region: 138-2192 (684 amino acids)
Biological process (GO): transmembrane transport; monocarboxylic acid transport
Molecular function (GO): monocarboxylic acid transmembrane transporter activity
Source: RefSeq, a predicted model, not a curated record